Messenger RNA from Onychostruthus taczanowskii (white-rumped snowfinch), 1163 nucleotides. RefSeq names its product green-sensitive opsin. Lineage: Eukaryota; Metazoa; Chordata; Aves; Passeriformes; Passeridae. The transcript is spliced from 5 exons. The record is from RefSeq and is a predicted model, not a curated record. Gene Ontology annotation, cellular component: photoreceptor outer segment; membrane. Gene Ontology annotation, biological process: visual perception; G protein-coupled receptor signaling pathway; phototransduction. Gene Ontology annotation, molecular function: G protein-coupled receptor activity. The coding region runs from base 74 to 1141 and encodes 355 amino acids.
UAUUAAUCAGGGUCGGAACGCAAUUCGUUGCAGAAAACCCCUCCGGCAGAGCAGCUCCCGUAGCGAGGGCAGGAUGAACGGGACGGAGGGGAUCAAUUUUUACGUGCCUAUGUCCAACAAGACGGGGGUGGUGCGGAGCCCCUUCGAGUACCCGCAGUACUACCUGGCCGAGCCCUGGAAAUACCGCCUCGUGUGCUGCUACAUCUUCUUCCUCAUCUCCACCGGCUUCCCCAUCAACUUCCUCACCCUCCUGGUCACCUUCAAGCACAAGAAGCUCCGGCAGCCCCUCAACUACAUCCUGGUCAACCUGGCGGUGGCUGACCUGUGCAUGGCCUGCUUUGGUUUCACCGUCACCUUCUACACCGCCUGGAACGGCUACUUCGUGUUCGGCCCCACCGGCUGCGCCGUGGAGGGAUUCUUUGCCACGCUGGGAGGCCAGGUCGCCCUGUGGUCCCUGGUUGUCCUGGCCAUCGAGCGCUACAUUGUCAUCUGCAAGCCCAUGGGCAACUUCCGCUUCUCCGCCAGCCACGCCAUCAUGGGCAUCGCUUUCACCUGGGUCAUGGCCGUUUCCUGCGCCGCCCCGCCGCUCUUCGGCUGGUCCAGGUACAUCCCAGAGGGGAUGCAGUGCUCCUGUGGGCCCGACUACUACACCCACAACCCCGACUUCCACAACGAGUCCUACGUGCUCUACAUGUUCAUCAUCCACUUCAUCAUCCCCGUCGUCAUCAUCUUCUUCUCCUACGGGCGCCUCGUUUGCAAAGUCCGCGAGGCAGCUGCCCAGCAGCAGGAAUCAGCCACGACCCAGAAGGCAGAGAAGGAGGUGACGCGGAUGGUGAUCCUCAUGGUGCUGGGCUUCAUGCUGGCCUGGACGCCCUACGCCGUGGUGGCGUUCUGGAUCUUCACCAACAAGGGCGCCGACUUCACGGCCACGCUGAUGGCAGUGCCUGCCUUCUUCUCCAAGAGCUCCUCCCUCUACAACCCCAUCAUCUACGUGCUCAUGAACAAACAGUUCCGUAACUGCAUGAUCACCACGAUCUGCUGCGGCAAGAACCCCUUUGGGGAUGAAGAAACCUCCUCCACCGUAUCCCAGAGCAAGACCGAGGUCUCCUCCGUCUCCUCCAGCCAAGUAUCACCUGCAUAGAGCAUGGACAGUUUGAACUGGG